Staurois parvus is the source of this 305-nucleotide messenger RNA. NCBI's taxonomy places the organism in Eukaryota, Metazoa, Chordata, Amphibia, Anura, Ranidae. The record is from the annotation of a GenBank genome assembly.
GCCUUGUACCAUGUGACCUCUGUGAUCAUUCAUUCAUCAUUCACAGAUUUAACACGUAGUAAGCAAUGAUGUCAGGAAAUGACAUCUUGUUUACUACUGUUCAUGUGAUCACUGAUUGGCCAAUCAGUGAUCACAUGAUCGGGACCUCACACAGAGGUCCCGUACAGCGAUCAGUGUUCCGCAGUGUCCGGAGGGAGCGCGCACAGGCUGUAAAUGCGGGUGCCAUGUAUGUACGGAAACCCGCUCCUGCACUGCUCCCGUCCAGCUGUUUAUGUACAUGGACCGGACGGGGAGUGGUUAAGGUG